AUGAGCCAACCUUGGUUGCAGGAGGCUAGCGACACGCAGCUGUCGGCCGAGAGUACUGAAGUCUUUCGAGCAGAUGAUAAGAAUGCGAAACUCCAGACCAUGGAGGACAACCACAGCACCAGCCAGGCGAAAGCAAACGUUGUGGAGGAUAAAAGUGAUACAGAAGAUAUGGUAUUAAAAGAUACGGAUACCGUGACAGGUACCAAACCCGGAGAGGUGGCUAUGAUGGAGAAGAUGCCUGUCGAUUCUGAAGAGAAAUCCGGUGCAGCUUUGGUCACUGAAACCCAUAAGUCCAAUAACAAUGAGCUGCAGGAGAGCAAGAAGAUCGCAAGCAGUGGGGGUGGGCCAGAUAGCACGGACAAUGAGAAUGAAAGUAGUGAUAUCAAGGCGAAAAGUAGUACUGACGAGCACGAGGGUAGUGGCAAGGAGGAGGAGAGCCGGGAUGACCAACAGACGAGUGAUACUGAGCGUACAAAAGGGGAUGGUGAGAAGACAUACAGCAGUGACGAUAAGAACCAGAGUGACCACGAGCACACCAACAGUGAUACGGAUACAGCCAAACCACCAACUGAGUCAGACAAGGAAUAUAUGGGGACUGCUGAUACCGAUUCGAAGUUAGCGAGAGAGUUUGCUGAGUCUCUAAUAUUGACUGACCAGGCAGGAGGCAGACAGGAUGAGAAAGAGCCGGAACCUGAGCUCCCGCGAACAUUUGACGACCAUUUCAAGUCCAUUGUGCAGAAGGGCGGAAAUGAUUCUCGCAAGAAGAAGCAGACCACAGAGGAGAUCAUGGAAGACAUCAGGAUACGUAACCUUAAACGCGAGACCUGUAAGUUUUGGUCGUACCGUAACGCAGUGGGGCGCUACCUGGCUGCAUCGCUCAAUGUCGAGUGGGCCGACAUAUCCGAUGCGUGCGGAGUACCUGAAGAUAGUGACAACAUCAACGUGAUGGACUGGUGGAGGCGAGAGAAGGGUGCUGUAGCCCAACUGCAAAAGGCGCUUAGUCUUGUUGAGCUACCUGAGCAGAGGGACUUCUUCACCAACUACACUCGCGAUGAGAAAGAAAUGGUCGACGGACGGUACGGGUACGUGGAUUCCGACUCAUAUGGCUCGGCGGACACAUACACGGAAGUGCUCCAUGAAGCAGGUGUGUCCGCAGAACACACCACAGUUUUGGGCGUACAAGUGCAAGUACCGGCAUGCGAGGAAGUGAUCUGGAUUAUCCAGCCCAUGACAGAGUCUGGCGAUAAGGUGCCGCUGAGCAAUCGCUUGGUGUUCCAGGCCGAAGUUCGGGGGCCGUCAGUUAUCGUCCCAACCAUUAAGGCAAAUGCGGAUGGGACGUACCAUGCGACAUUCACACCCACUGUGAAAGGGUCGUACCAGGUGUAUAUCCGUCUGGAUCUGGCACGUGGUGUCGGAGACACAAACUGUUGGCGCGAAGAAACUCAUUUUAUGAUCGCUCAGGUGCUGCCGAACGGUCCAUCGGAGCUUAAGGUGACGGGGCCCAAUGAUCCGACCACCUGCGUUAAACUCGCCGAAGCUCGGGCGCUCUCGACUACACACACCGGUGAGUGGCGCAAAGUGGACUGUGGUGCGUACACCAGCCCUGUUGAAGGAGAAGAAGGGGCCGGUCAGAAUGCCACAGAUGCCUCUGAGGCGAUGGACCAGGGCAAGGUGAAGUUACCCAAAGGAUGGACGGAAGACGAAUCGAUGAAGCCAGUGAUCACAGACUAUAUCAGGAAGGCUUGCAAGGCCGGGAUGGUGGAGAACGUGCAGGGCUGGUACGGCGAUGCUCUUGAUAAGACACUAGGCCCAGAUAGGUUCAUGGACCGCCGCGCCAGAGGCUGUCAAUAUGGCCGCGAGUCCAAUCAAACACACAGUAAGCUGCAAAAGGCAAAUGCAGCAGGGACGUCGCUUAGCAACCGAGACGCGCACCCGUUCUUCCCCAACGUCACCGACCAGAACAUGCCGCCGCUGAUGUUCUACCCAUUCGAUGUGCAAACGGCAGAGGCAAUGGACUACGGCUGUAUGCGGAAUAAGUGGGUGCACCUGUGGGGCGAUUCGUUGGAUAGGAGUGCACUGAGAGAUUCCAUCAUCCCCAUUUACAAUGAGAUGCUCGGCGAACAGUGUGUGGACAGUUCGGUCCCUUAUGUGGACACUGCGGUUGUGGACCCGCACAAGCGUCUCCGCGUCGAUGUAGUCAUACACCACUGGCCCAAGGCAAACAUUACCUUCUCAUUCAUGGCUGUGACCAAGCGCAUUCGAGCGCCUGAUUUCUACAUGUUUGAUGAUGAAAAAGGUCAUAUCCGGGAUACUUGGCCUUCUUUUGCCAUCCAUCAGAUGUGGGCCACUGUGACGCCGUUGACUGGCAUGAGCCGUCCCUCGGCGUUUGUCUUCAGCCUGGCGUUGCACGCGGCAGCACACAAGGUCACAACAGACGCCUACGACGCAACUCUGCGAAACAUGCACAUGUGGAUUACUUCAGGUGCUGGUAAAGGCGUGCCCGUAUUCUGGAGACGAAGUACUACAACGCAGCAUCACUUCACAACACUACACGAGCAGCACAAGUGUUUAUUCAACUCACAACUGGGUCGUUUGGAUGAUGUAGCCAUGCGCGUGACGAAGGAACUCGGCGUCCCUGUGAUAGUAGGAACAGUACAAAUAGAUGCAUGCGACAUAAGCGGUGGGUAUGCACACAGUAAGGAUCAACAAGUGCCGAAGCAUAGCAAUCUCAAUCCUAACGUAGACGUGAAGUGGGUGGAGACAUAA
Molecule: messenger RNA, 2766 nt
Organism: Sphaeroforma arctica JP610
Lineage: Eukaryota; Ichthyosporea; Ichthyophonida
Exons: 15
Coding region: 1-2766 (921 amino acids)
Molecular function (GO): protein binding
Source: RefSeq, a predicted model, not a curated record